Molecule: messenger RNA, 2295 nt
Organism: Protobothrops mucrosquamatus (brown spotted pit viper)
Lineage: Eukaryota; Metazoa; Chordata; Lepidosauria; Squamata; Viperidae
Gene: INTS10
Product: integrator complex subunit 10
Exons: 18
Biological process (GO): snRNA processing
Cellular component (GO): integrator complex
Source: RefSeq, a predicted model, not a curated record
AAGGCCUGCAAGAUGUCGGCGCUGGGGGAUUGUGAGUUUUUGGUGAAGCGAGCCCGGGAGCUAGUCCAAGGAGACCUGUGGGCUGCCAAGGCUUGGCUUAUCACCGCGCGGAGCCUCUAUCCUGCCGACUUCAACAUUCAGUAUGAGAUGUACUCCAUUGAGAAGAAUGCAGAACGAACAGCAUCAGCAGGCAGAUUGUUAUAUGACAUGUUUGUCAAUUUUCCAGAGCAACCAGUGGUUUGGCGGGAGAUUAGUAUUAUCACAUCAGCACUUCGUAAUGAUUCACAGGAUAAGCAGACACAGUUUUUAAAAGGUUUAUUUGAAACUCUUCCCGGCCGAGUUCAAUGUGAAAUGUUAUUAAAAGCUACAGACCAGUGCUUCAAUACUUUAGAACGGGCAGAAAUGUUACUUCUGCUUUUACGGCGUUUUCCUGAGACUGUGGUUCAGCAUGGGGUGGGCCUUGGGGAAACGUUGUUAGAAGCAGAAAAUAUUGAAGAUCAAGAAUCGCCUGUUAAUUGCUUUAGAAAAUUAUUUGUUUGUGAUGUUCUGCCCUUAAUAAUUAACAACCCUGAUGUACGACUUCCUUCCACUCUAUUAUACAAGUAUCUGAAUAAAGCUGCAGAAUUUUAUAUUAAUUAUGUGACUAGAUCAUCACUGACAGAAAACCAGUAUCCAGGAACACAGGACACAUCUGAUCUUGUGUCCCCUAAUAAACGAAGUGCUCAGAAAUAUAUCAUUGAAGGUGUCAUUGAGAAAUCAUGCCAGAUUACAGAUCCUUGGGAAAGGAUAUUCAAAAUACUGUCUGUAGUGGGUGUGAGAUGUGAAUGGCAGAUGGACGUGGCAAGAAGAAGCUUUGGUGACAUAUUGCUGAAAAUGAAAGAUGUCUGCAGAUAUAUAAGUAACUAUGAUAAUGAAGCUCAUGCAAAGUACAAGACCCAAGUAGUGUAUUCCACAAUGCUGGUCUUCUUCAAGAAUGCAUUCCAGUAUGUCAGCAGCAUUCAGCCUUCUCUUUUUCAGGGAUCAAAUGCUUCAAACCAAGUUCCAUUGAUUCUCAUCGAGGAUGUGUCCAAUGUUUUUGGUGAUACAGAUAUUGAACGUAGCAAACAUGUUCACAAGAAACGGAAACUUGCUGAAAGAGAGAAAACAAUGUAGAGCUCUGAUGAUGAAGAUCCUUCUGGGAAGGGCAAAAAUAGGCUCAUUACAAUAAAUGCAACAGAUCUUCCAAAUUCUGUUGAAGUACUAGAGAGCUUUAGAUUGGCUAGAGAGAGCUGGGAACUUCUACACUCAUUGGAAUCAUUGGAUAAAGAAUUUACAAGAAUUUGUGUGUCUUGGAAGACAGAAACCUGGCUUUGGUUCAGAAUCUUCCUCACAGAUAUGAUUAUCUAUCAGGGUCAGUACAAGAAAGCAAUUGCCAGUUUACAUCACUUAGCAUCUCUGCAAGGAUCUCAUUCUCCACAACAAAUUAUGGGGCAAGGAUCACUAGAAAAUCAACGACCUCUAAUCCAAUUAGCGACUUGUCAUUUUGCCAUUGGAGAAUACCAUUUGACUUGUGAAAAAAUUCUUGAUGUAAUGUGUUACAUGACACUUCCCAUACAAGAAGGAGCCAAAAUACAAGAUCAGCCUAUAUUAAAGUCAAAAUUCAGGAAAGUUUCAGAGCUGAAGCUUUGGCCAUGCACCAGUAAAACUGUUAUGCCUUAUUGUCUCCGAUUACUUUUAGCUUGUUUUAAGCUGAAAGCUUUCACAGACAAUAGAGAUGAUAUGGCAUUGGGUCAUGUGAUUGUGUUGUUACAGCAUGAGUGGCCAAGGGGUGAAAACUUAUUCUUGAAAGCAGUUAACAAAAUCUGCCAGCAAGCAAACUUCCAAUAUGAAAAUUUUUUCAACUAUAUUACAAAUAUUGAUAUGCUGGAAGAAUUUGCCUACUUAAGGACACAAGAAGGCGGAAAAAUUCAUUUGGAAUUAUUGCCAAAUCAGGGAAUGUUAAUAAAGACUUCUAGCCCUCCGCUGGGGUUACUGCAGCAGGAAUUCAUACCUGUACUACAGCCCAGCAUGCAGACUGCUGACAGACAUCACACAAUCACCAGAGGAAUCACCAAAGGUGUGAAGGAAGAUUUCCGUCUGGCAAUGGAGCGCCAAGUAUCACGCUGUGGAGAAAAUUUGAUGAUGGUAUUGCAUAGAUUUUGUAUGAAUGAGAAGAUUUUGCUUCUUCAGACAUUGAGCUGAGUAGACUUUAUUUGAGCUCCUUCAUUGGAGCUGAGAAGAAGCAAAUAAGGAGGAAAAUCGUUAACAUUCCAUUGG